Cynoglossus semilaevis (tongue sole) is the source of this 977-nucleotide messenger RNA. Its product is annotated as 15-hydroxyprostaglandin dehydrogenase [NAD(+)]. Lineage: Eukaryota; Metazoa; Chordata; Actinopteri; Pleuronectiformes; Cynoglossidae. Gene Ontology annotation, cellular component: cytoplasm. Bases 98 to 889 code for a protein of 263 amino acids. The transcript is spliced from 7 exons. Gene Ontology annotation, molecular function: oxidoreductase activity, acting on the CH-OH group of donors, NAD or NADP as acceptor. The record is from RefSeq and is a predicted model, not a curated record.
CAACUGACCCUGCCCUGAUACUUCCCCUCUGCCUUCUUGUCGGAAUCCUCAUCUCUCAGUUUAAUCUCUCUGUCUUCGUAAGAUAGUCAACUCAAACAUGGCUUUAAGUGGAAAAAUUGCAGUCGUGACAGGAGCAGCCAUGGGCAUAGGAAAGGCAAUAACGGAGAAACUUCUUCAAAACAGUGCUAAGGUUGCUCUCUUGGACAUAAAUGAAGAUGCAGCCACUUCUUUUAUGGAAGCCCUUCAAAAAAAAUAUGGACCAAAAAACACAUUGUUCCAGAAGUGUAACGUUGAAUCAGAGGAGGAGGUGAAAGCUGCCUUUAAAAAAACAGUGGAAACCUUCGGUGGUAUUGACAUCCUGUGCAACAACGCUGGUAUCCUAAAUGAGAGCACAUGGGAGAAAAUGGUCUCCAUUAACCUUGUCUCUGUAAUUAGGGUCACUUACCUGGCACUGGAGCACAUGAACAAACUGGCAGGAGGUCGAGGAGGUGUCAUCGUUAACACAUCAUCACUGGCAGGUCUUGGUCCAUUGCCGAGCUGUCCUGCUUAUACAGCCACCAAGCAUGGAGUUAUCGGCUUCACACGAGCCACGGCGAGUGCUUUUGAAUUAUCAGGCUAUGGCAUACGGGUGAACGCAAUAUGUCCAGCAUUUGUGCAAACUGAUCUCUUCACCAAUAUCCCAGAAAGACUGGGACAAUUAUCUCACCUGCAAGAGGUUUCCCAACAUAUUGUAAAUCAGUAUGGGGUAAUGGAUGUGUCCAAGGUAGCCGAUGACUUCUAUGAGAUGCUAACAGAUGAGACCAAGAAUGGAGAGGCCCUUAUGAUCACAGGAAAAGAGAGGAUAUAUAUUCCUUUCCCACAAAUGUCAACCUUUUUUGAAAGUGGUUAACAACAAAGUUAUUAUGACUUUGUUCAGUUGUAAGUCUGACUUUGUGAUUGUGUUGUAAGCGAUGGAUUAAAAAUCACGUCACAUGCAA